Messenger RNA from Belonocnema kinseyi, 9543 nucleotides. RefSeq names its product voltage-dependent calcium channel type D subunit alpha-1-like (gene Ca-alpha1D). The record is from RefSeq and is a predicted model, not a curated record. Gene Ontology annotation, biological process: calcium ion import across plasma membrane. Gene Ontology annotation, molecular function: high voltage-gated calcium channel activity. Gene Ontology annotation, cellular component: membrane; voltage-gated calcium channel complex. Lineage: Eukaryota; Metazoa; Arthropoda; Insecta; Hymenoptera; Cynipidae. The transcript is spliced from 33 exons. Bases 10 to 5031 code for a protein of 1673 amino acids.
AACAGGCGCAUGAGAAGAGCCUGUAGGAAGGCUGUGAAGUCUCAAGUUUUCUACUGGUUAAUUAUAGUUUUAGUAUUUUUAAAUACGGGAGUCUUAGCCACUGAACAUUAUCAUCAACCGAGAUGGCUGGAUGAUUUUCAAGAAAUAACGAACAUAUUCUUCAUCGCACUUUUUUCUAUGGAGAUGAUGCUGAAGAUGUACAGUUUAGGUUUUCAGGGUUACUUUGUGUCGCUAUUCAAUCGAUUCGACUGCUUCGUUGUAAUUGGGUCCAUUAGCGAAAUGAUUCUGACAAAUACAAACGUGAUGCCACCCCUUGGUGUCUCCGUGCUUCGAUGCGUUCGCUUACUCAGAGUUUUCAAGGUCACAAAGUAUUGGAGAUCUCUCUCCAAUUUAGUAGCAUCCCUGCUAAAUUCGAUACAAUCGAUUGCAUCUUUGUUGCUCCUGCUCUUCCUAUUCAUUGUUAUUUUCGCAUUGUUGGGAAUGCAAGUAUUUGGGGGAAAAUUUAAUUUCAAUCCAAUGGAAGACAAACCACGACAAAAUUUCGACUGCUUUUGGCAAAGUCUUCUCACAGUAUUUCAGAUUCUGACAGGUGAGGAUUGGAAUACUGUAAUGUAUGUUGGCAUUCUGGCUUAUGGUGGUGUGGCCAGUACGGGUGUAAUUGCCUGUGCUUACUUCAUUAUUCUCUUCAUUUGCGGUAACUAUAUCCUACUGAACGUUUUCUUGGCCAUUGCGGUAGACAAUCUAGCUGAUGCCGAAUCUUUAACAGCUAUUGAAAAAGAAGCCGAAGAGGAGGCGGAUAAACAUAAAUCUCGUAGCCCGUCGCCAGGGCAGGAUGAGAUGAGUGGAGAUCAAGGGGAUGAUGGAGGUGAUAUAACUGAAGGAGAGGAUGAUGGAGGUGAAACAAGUCUCGAUCAAGAUCCAAAUGAAACCAUGGAUGAUUAUGAGGCAGCUUUAGAUACCGAAAAUUCAGAGAAAGGUGAUGAAAUGAAUAGCAGAGGGAAAGUUCGGUUGAACAUCGAGUCUGAUGAGGAGGAGCUUGAUGUAGAGGAUGAAGAGGACUAUCAAACCGAAAUUCAUGACGGAAUCGACGGGGAAGUUUCAGCAAGACCAAGAAGAAUGUCAGAAUUCAACAUUCAAACUAAGAAACAACCAAUUCCACCAAGCACUUCCUUUUUCAUUUUCAAGCAAAAUAACAGGUUUCGCAUUUUUUGUCACUGGGUAUGUAAUCACAGCUACUUUGAUAAUGUGAUUUUAGUCUGCAUUAUGAUUUCCUCGGCGAUGCUUGCUGCAGAGGAUCCUCUGAAUUCUAAGUCACCGAGAAAUGUGAUUCUCAACUACUUCGAUUAUGUUUUCACCUCUGUCUUCACAAUCGAAAUUUGCCUGAAGGUGAUCUCCUAUGGUGCUUUUUUGCACGAUGGCGCUUUUUGCAGAUCAGCUUUCAAUCUCUUGGAUAUUCUCGUCGUUUGUGUUUCUAUUAUUUCAAUGUUUUUCAGUUCCGGAGCCAUUUCGGUCGUGAAAAUUUUGAGGGUGCUGCGUGUUUUAAGGCCACUGCGAGCUAUCAAUCGUGCCAAAGGCUUGAAGUACGUAGUCAAGUGUGUGAUUGUCGCCAUUAAAACGAUCGGCAACAUUAUGUUGGUCACCUAUCUCCUACAGUUCAUGUUCGCUGUUAUCGGGGUACAGCUAUUCAAGGGGAAAUUUUUUUACUGCAAUGAUGGAUCGAAAAUGAAAGAAGACGAUUGCCAAGGCACAUAUGUGGUAUAUGAUGAUGGAGAUACAUCUAAGCCUAAAGUGUUAGAAAGAAUAUGGGAUAGGCGACGUUUUCAUUUCGAUGACGUGGCUAAAGCUAUGUUGACGCUUUUCACAGUCUCGACCUUUGAAGGAUGGCCAGCAUUGCUGUACAAUUCAAUUGAUUCGAACCAAGAGGAAAAUGGGCCAAUUCAUAAUUAUCGUCCAAUAGUUGCGGCUUAUUAUAUAAUUUACAUUAUUAUCAUCGCAUUUUUCAUGGUUAACAUCUUCGUAGGUUUCGUUAUUGUUACGUUUCAGAACGAGGGAGAACAAGAGUACAAAAAUUGUGAACUUGAUAAAAAUCAGCGGAACUGCAUUGAAUUUGCUCUGAAAGCCAAACCGGUGCGACGGUAUAUCCCGAAGCAUCGAAUUCAGUACAAAGUGUGGUGGUUCGUAACGUCCCAGCCUUUUGAAUACACAAUAUUCAUUUUAAUCAUGAUAAACACAGUAACUCUGGCAAUGAAGUUUUAUAAACAACCUGAUUUCUAUACGGAGGCUCUCGAUGUACUAAAUAUGAUUUUUACGGCAGUAUUCGCUCUUGAAUUUGUAUUCAAACUCGCUGCUUUUCGAUUCAAGAACUACUUUGGAGACGCCUGGAACGUGUUCGACUUUAUUAUUGUAUUAGGAAGUUUUAUCGACAUCGUUUAUUCUGAAGUGAAUCCUGGUUCCAGUAUCAUCUCGAUCAAUUUUUUUCGACUUUUUCGUGUUAUGCGAUUGGUGAAGCUUCUCAGUAGAGGAGAGGGUAUAAGAACAUUACUUUGGACUUUCAUAAAAUCCUUUCAGGCUCUUCCUUACGUAGCUCUUUUAAUUGUGAUGCUUUUCUUCAUAUAUGCUGUAAUUGGCAUGCAGAUAUUUGGGAGAAUUGCAAUUGAUGAUGAAACAACCAUCAACCGCAAUAAUAAUUUUCAAACAUUUUCUCAAGCGGUUCUGAUUUUGUUUAGAUCAGCGACAGGAGAGUCUUGGCAAGAUAUAAUGUUGGACUGUUCAGCAAUAAACGAUAAAGUGAGAUGUGAUAAAAACAGUGAGGAUAAAGAUGCCCCCACUUGUGGCUCAGAUAUGGCGUUUCCGUAUUUCAUAUCCUUUUACGUUCUUUGUUCCUUUUUAAUUAUAAAUUUAUUUGUUGCUGUAAUUAUGGAUAAUUUUGAUUAUCUAACGAGAGAUUGGUCAAUCCUCGGACCUCAUCAUUUGGAUGAGUUUAUUCGACUAUGGUCAGAGUAUGAUCCAGACGCGAAAGGAAGAAUAAAACAUUUGGACGUCGUAACACUUCUGAGGAAAAUUUCUCCACCCUUGGGCUUCGGAAAAUUGUGCCCUCAUAGGGUGGCGUGUAAAAGAUUAGUUUCCAUGAAUAUGCCACUGAACAGUGAUGGAACGGUUCUUUUCAAUGCCACCUUAUUCGCUGUAGUUAGAACUUCAUUACGAAUAAAAACAGAAGGUAACAUAGACGACUGUAAUGCAGAAUUAAGAGCUGUUAUCAAGAAAAUUUGGAAGAGGACAAGUCCGAAAUUAUUGGACCAAGUUGUACCACCGCCGGGAGUGGAUGAUGAAGUCACCGUUGGAAAGUUCUACGCAACUUUCCUUAUUCAGGACUACUUCCGGCGGUUUAAGAAACGAAAGGAGCAAGAGAUGAAAGACGGAGACAAGGACUGUCUUAAUGCUGUUACUUUGCAGGCUGGAUUAAGAACCUUGCAUGAAGCCGGUCCAGAGUUAAAAAGGGCUAUUUCUGGGAAUCUGGAAGAGCUGAUGGACGACAAUCCUGAACCAAUGCAUAGGAGAAAUCACUCGCUUUUUGGCAGCGUAUGGUCAAGUAUGAAAAAGGGUCAUCACAGUUUUCACAGAGCGAGGUCGCUCAAAACAAACUCCACUGUUCCUAAGACGUCACCGACCAAUUCGAUCGACUUUCUGCCAUACGCUUCAUUACGCAGGGUAAAGCAUGACACCUCGAAUCAGAUUACGGCUAGGUCUCAUCAGGUGGUGCCGAAUAUUGGAAGCGACCUGAGUGAUAGUGCUAUGAAUCAACUGGGAACAGAUCCAAGAUUGACUGGAGUUGAGGAAAACAUUCCUCUAAGACCUCUCGCAGUUUUUGGCGGUUCAGGACAGCAAGCUACUUACCCGACAUACAAAAUUCUCGAUCUUCAGGACGGAGUCGAGCGGCAGUUGACGCCUCCCACACCCCCACCACGAAGGAACCCACCCCCACCCGCGAAUACCAUCGUCACCGUCACAGCCACAACAUCCGUCACGACGGUCACCACAGCCGUCACGACUGCCACGAGCACAACGUCGUCUUCGACCACUGCAACGAGCCCCAGCCCCGCUUCCUCCACGAAUGGAGGCACAGCUUGUUACUAUGCGUACGCAGAGCCAGGAUGCUGCGUCGAUUGUGCAGUCUGGACCAAUCAUGCCGUAGUUGAUCACGAGGAUGAUUCUUCGGCUGAGAGUGUAUCCAGUGGAUCCGGAAGGAGGAACGGAGAGACCGAAGGGUGGGUUCGUCCACCAAGAAAAUCUUCUUCUCGACGAUCGCGUCAACGGAAACGAGAUGCUUCUGCCGGAAAGUCAUCUUCUUUUCGUGGAACUGGUAACAUGCCUAGUAGUGGAUCUGGAUCCGGAACCCAAACCAGUGGUCGAACCGUUGCAAACGGUCUUAAACUGGCUCAAACCCAGGCAAUUGCAGUCGCGGGAUUCCUCGCGGAUGUUGAUUCUCGACAGUGGCGGGUCUGCGAUACCUGUUUUUCACAUCGAGCUUCCUACCACGGCAGAGUUUCUUGGGCUGGAGAGAGUAACGGAAGUGUUGGAGCUGAGCGUUUGUCUCACAGUCUACCUGGAAGUCCUUCUGAUCGAAAGCCAAAUUUCGAAGUCAUUGGAAGUGCUGAGAGUCUCGUUGGCCGGGUUCUCGUGGAACAAGGUUUGGGAAAAUACUGUGACCCAGACUUUGUGAGGUACACCUCUAAGGAGAUGCAGGAAGCAAUGGACAUGACUCGAGAGGAGAUGGACCGAGCAGCUCAUCAACUUCUACUUCAGGAACGAAGAGGUCAACCCUUGACCUUCCAACUCCAACAGAGUAUGGAUCAGCAUUACAACCCUUUGUACAAUCCGGGUCAACAGCCAAUCGGAUAUGAGCCUCUUCAGGAGCAGCCGGUUCUUCCUCACCUCCAGCAACCGUUUCAGACCUAUCAGCAACAACAGCCUCAACAGCAGAACCAACAGCAACAACAACAGCAGCAGCCACAGCAACAGCCUCCAUCUUAGCCCAAGUGAAGACGCGCAAUGCGUGUUUCAUCUACCUAAUCAGUCUCUAUCAAAUCCGGCUCAGGAAUGAAUCCGGUGGGCUGCUUUUCUAAAUACAGUGGAAACCAAAGGUCGUAGUGUCUGAAAAUGAGAAUUGAUUUGAAGAUCAAGUGUGAUACUUUGUUUCGUCUCCAAUGACGAUUUGACUGACGAUUAUAGUUACAUGAAGUAACUUUCCACUGAACUGUUCGAAUUCGGGACCGACUUCCGAGUUUCGAGCUUUUGUUGUGAUUCUUAAGAAGAAGAGAGUAGGAAAUUGCCUGAAAAACUCGGUAUAGGACUCCGAAUUUUGGGAAACAUUGAAAUCGAUGUGCGUCAACAACAAACUCGUUUAUCGACAUGCUAAGCGUGUGCAGAGAUGAGUCGUUCUUUUAGAAGUGGUAAGCGUUUACCCUACAGAAAAUCUGGCGAACGGACCGAGCUUUGUAACAGCAACGUAUUUUGUACCGUUUUUUAAAAUCAUAAUUCGACCAAGAGCGUAGUUACUUAGGACUAUCAAGUCGUUAUUAACUCGCUAAGCUGCGCGUUAUUAGCCGUAGAGAAGAUUCAUGGACUUUGCUGGUUCUUUCAAACUUUCCAUUCAAUUUCGACGUCAGUAGAUUUACAUUUUCUAAUAACGUUUCUAAUGGCAUUCAACAUCUCUCCAAUAUAGACGUAUUGCUCCAAGGUACAAAGGGAUUAUGUCAACGUGUAAUAUAAGGUACACCCUGUACCUCGCAGAAUUGAAACGCAUUGCAUUGUUAUUUACUUAUUUGUCACAAAAGUAUUUUGUAUUUUGAACACUCAAUUUACAAGUAUACUUUUGUUAAUUUUAAUGAUUUAGCAUUAUAAUUCAGAACUUUUUUCAGUAGUUCGAUUCAUUGGCGGGUAAAGUAUUAUAUUAGAGUAACACAACAAAAAGUUACAAAUUUUGUAUAAGGCUGUCUCAUUUUUGUUAGGUCCUUAAAAAAAGUUAGCACACGUUUUUCUUUUAUUCAUAUUAUUAAUACGAAUCGCAGGAAUAAUAUAGAGAAAAUACCACUCAUUCGGGAUAAAAUGAGAAUUUUAGCAUUAGGUUAUAAAAAAUCAAAAUUAGGAGAAGUAAUAAUAAACAAACUUAAACAAAAAUAUACAUUCUUCAAAUUCAUUCAUUAGGUCAUAGCAUUAAAUAACCAUUAAUUUUCAAAUACAUACAUUUUUGUAAUUUAUGUAUUCAUAAGAAUCUAUAAAGAAAGAAAUACAGUGAAACUCUUCUAUAGCGCCGAUUGCAGAGCUGAUGAUGGGUGGGAACUAAUUCAUUAUAUCCCGCUCCGAUUUUGUUUGUUCACGCCUGAGAGCUCGCGUAAGUGACAACCGUAGACCCCGCGCACCUCCUGUUACACCAACCUGCGGCGCGGCGUUUUUUCUCGGAAGGACUAUAGAACGGAGGGCUAUUGAAGGGUUUCACUGUAGUUGAGGCUAAUAAAACUAUGGUUGCACUUUGAAGAGGUAGUUUUGGAGUGCCAUGAAAGGGGCUUAGGGGGAUUCAAAAUAAAAAUUCCGGAUACAUAUUCCUGUAGAAUUUUCAUUAGAUCAUGAACUUCUUACAUCUAAUGUGGACAUGAACAUACAACUUUAUUAUAAUUUACACAUUUUAGAUAAAAUUUAUUUUAAAAAUUUCCCGUGUAAUUUAUAUGGCAAACUUCAAAGGCUGUGUGGUGCAUCUUAAUACUGGGCGAUUAAAAAAAACACUUUCGCUUUUUUAAAGACCUAGAUAAACUGACAGAAGCCGCAAACAAAAUUCGAAAUUUUAUACAUUUUUAUUGGGCCACCCUAGUAUUUUACCAUGUAUAGAAUGGAAUGUUAUAGGCCGGAAUUUGGUGGAUUUUUUUUUUUAAGAAAUACCAUUGAAUGUUGUGGGAUGUUCUGCAAUAUUUGAAAAUGUAUGUGAAGUAUCUUCUAUAUUCUAGAAUUUUCUUAAAUAUUCCUAAAUAGAACUUUUAUUUCAAUCUAAAAUUCUAAGGACGUUGUGGAAUGCUUUAGACCUUUACAGAAUAUUCUGUAAUGUUUUGAAUAUUCCUAGAAAUUUCUGAAAAAUUUUGAAUGUUCUAAAAUAUUUAAAAAUAUACAUUCUUACCUUUUAGAAUGCUCUAAAAAAGAAUAUUCUACCAUUUUUACUAAACAUUCUUUUUGCAGAACAUUUUGUAAUGUUUUGAAAUGCUCUUUAAUUUCUUAGAAUAUUUUGAAAUGUUGUAGAAUGUACUAAAAUAGCAUAUUCUACAAUCUGGAAUCCUUAGUAAAAGUUUGGAGUGAAAAAUAUCUGUAAAUUCUGGAAUGUUCUUAACAUUUCUAAAAAAUCUUUGAAUAUUCUGAUAAUAUCUCUAUUUCGAUAUAUCUUUAUUUAAUGAUUGAUAAAUUAUUAUAAGAAGAAAUAUUAAUUUUAUAAAACUGCUAAAAUUUAUACUUAUAAUUUUCUUUAGAGAUAAAAUUGUCUUCUCUAGUAAUAAAAUUGCUGUUUGACUUCAUGGGAAUUAAUACUAGAAUAUCUAUAGUAUUAACAAUAGAAUUACGUUAUAUUUAUUAUUAGAUAUAAUUAAAAUGUUAAUUCAUGUUUGGCAUAAAAAUUAAAUCAUUUAAUUUUUAAUUUUACAAAAUAGAAGCAAUGCGUUUCCAUUCCCUGAGGAGCUUUAUAAAUAUACGCCCAGCUAUACGAAUUGUCAAGUUACAAAUUAUGAUGCAAAUCGGCAACUUUAUACUCGUACAGUAUAAUUUUCUGGGUACCAAAUAGCGAACUGAAAUACGGUGAUUUUAGAAAACAACGGCAAAGUGCUCGGUCUUUUUAUUUACGCACGGUGCGUCUGAACCAAGUUUAAAUGAAAGUUCCAAAUAAUUUUUUUUUUAUUUCUUACGGUAAUAUAAAUAAUAAUCGGUCGGGCGCUUUUUAUGUUUGAUGACCAAAAAGUGAAGAAUUUUUCAUAAGAUCAGGUGGUAAAUAUUGUUUGGCAUUCUUUUAAAUAUAUUUUUUGAUUGAAUGUGGUUGCUUGUCACCCCAUGAACAUUUUAAGAUAAAAAUGAAAUAUUUCAUCGAAAUGUGUCUAUGUUUGAACAAUUGUAAAGGGUUUAUGGAAUAUAAAUAUCAACCAAGAAUAGUUUAUUUGUGUGCAUUUAAAAAAAUUGUUACAUUGAACGUUUAAUUGCGAGUUGCAAUAAAAUUGUAUACUACCACAAUAAAACAUUGUAUAUUAUUCAAACUUUAUUAUUCCCUAUUAAUUAAAGAAACAAACCGAAUUUUUUCAGAAAGUGCUCCUCCAAAUUUUCAUUUUCAUCUUAAAAUGUUCGUGGGGUGAUGGACACUCACACUCAAUAAAAAAUUAUAUUGAACAAAAAGUUUACCAAUAUUUAUGAUAUAAUCUUGAAAAAAUUUCUUAGUAAUUUUAUACAAAAAUCGAGUUUAAAAAAAACAUCACAUUAUUUUUAUUUUGAAAUGUCCUUUGGGUAACAGACAACCACAUUCAAUAAAAAAAGAUAUUCAAAAAAUGUUAACCAGUUUUUACCAUAUAAUCUUGUGGAAUUUUUUCCAUUUCUCAGUAAUCAAAUACAAAAAUUCACUUUCUUCAAGAAGUGCCCGACCGAUUGUUUUUACCUUUAGAUAUUCCUGGGAUGUAAUAUUACAAUAAACAAUAAAAAAAUCCAAAUUACCUGGAACUUUCAUUUAAACUUGGUUCAGCCGCACAGUGUGCGAUGUCAAAAUUAUUGAAUUAUUAUUAUAUAUUAUAUUAUAUAAUAAUUAUUAAUGAAAUUAUUGCCUAGUUGUUUGGAAGCUCGAAGUAAGUUUGUGAAUUGACAAUGCUUCGACGAGAGAUCAGCUUUUUAUGGAAUUGAGUUUAAUCUAGAAACGGUUAGAAUUACAAUUUUAUUUACUUUAUUUUUAUUUGUGUAAGUCCGUUUUUCUCCGGAGAUCCACAAGUGUGUCAAUUUAUUUGCGAAAAAUCAGGGUUGUGAAAAAUUUAGAAAAUACGACUCAAAGUUUUCUUCAAUUCAAAUAAAGAGAUGAAUAACAUUAAACAGUUCUAACUCUUUUACUUCCUGAUUUUUCGGUUUUUCACAAACCCUUGAUCGUUAUCAAAGACCUACGAAAUUCUCCUAAUUUUUAAAACUUAUAUUCCUAUUUAUAAUAAUGUAACGACGGAAGCUUCUUCGCUGAUUUUGGAAAUAUAAGAAUAGUACAAAGUUUUUUGAUUUCUUAAUUCUCUUUAUUAUUACGUUUACGGGGAUCAUAGUGGUUCAACUUUUGAUUGGAGGGAAAAUAGAGGAAUCUUUCUUUAAAAAGAGGAUUUUUCAAGUUAAAAAUACCAGCGUACUGCAAAGAAAACUUAAGAAAUGCAACACUGUUGAUUCAAUCAUACCAGAUUUUCAUUUUCUAUUUUUUGAUUGGAAGGAUAACGGUAUCACUGGGUUAUUUAUAUUUUUUAACCAUUUUUAAUGUAUAUAAGAAAAGAUGAAAAAAAUCAAUUU